CCAGAUGGAUUCUGUGUGAGGUUUUAUUCUGCCGGGGCAUUGGAAGAAACUUACAGUGACAAUGUUCUACAGUAAAAGUCUGAGCAAAAUGGGCUGUCUUCUUUCCUUUGCAACUUUGAUUUUAUUGAGUGCCAUCACUAAAGGAGGUUCCAGCAAAACAUCAGGAGUAUUCAGUUCCCGAUUAGAAACCAACAUUGCAACUCCUGCACAGAACAACAGCAUUGGCAUCACAGUAAUGCCAGAGGAUGCAACAGUGUGGGCAUCGCCUUUGGCUGAGGAGGAAAAGAAUGCCAAAGGGUCAAAAAACGUGAGGGACUAUGAUGAUGCCGACAAAAGUCAUAGCAGCUCUUCCAGUAUCUCUUCCCCAAAAGUGACCAUUUGGAAUAAAUUGAGACGCAGAGUGACAGUCAGACGAUUGCCUUACUGGGCUAGAACUCAGACAAUAGAUCUAAAUGAAAACUCCAUGGCAACAAUCAAUCAUUCGUCGAUGCUAAUCAAUCACCUCCAGGACCUUCUGUUUAAUUCCAACUCAAGCGACAUCAUGUUGAAAGUCUACACAGGGAACUCAGAUGAAGUGAAAGUGUUCCACACUCAUCAUCUCCUGCUCAUCCUGCAAAGCGAUGUCUUUGAGGACCUCUUGCUGAAUCACACUGUUACUACACUCAUUUUACAGGAAAGUGCCGAAUGUGCUGCUCUUUUUGAGACGUUGCUCAGAUACUUGUACUGUGGCAAAAUAACCAUCCUUUUGAAUCAAGUUGUCCCUCUACAUAAAUUAGCCAGCAAGUACCAUGUCACUGCCCUACAGCAGGGCAUUAUUGAGUAUAUGAGCCAACAACUUGCCAGUGCGUCUCCUCGGGGGCACGUGGUCAGCUGGUACCACUAUUCACUCAGAAUAGGAGACAAAAAUCUGCAGGAAAGGUGCAUGCGGUUUCUGGCUUGGAACAUGUCCACUGUCAUUCACAGCAAGGAGUGGCAAACCAUCAGUGAUGACUUGAUGAUCUCAUUGCUUCAACGCUCUGACCUGGUUGUGGAAAACGAACUGGAGAUUUACUAUGGAGUUGAAGAGUGGAUUAAGAAAAACCAGCCUGAUAUUCUGGUGGCAGAAACUGUUCUCAAAUUAAUUCGUUACAUCAUGAUCAGCCCCCAAAGCCUGUUCCAAAUACAGAAACAGUCCUCCGUCAUGAAUGAACAUUACAGUUCAAUCCACAACUUGUUUUUCCUUGCUUUCCAGUUUCAUUCUACUAGUCCCCUGGUGUUUGCCAAAUAUUUUAAUGUCAAUUGUAGCCUAUUUAUACCAAGAAACUAUUUGUCAAGUUCCUGGGGUUCUCAAUGGGUGAUCAAUAACCCAGCUCGAGAUGAUCGCAGCACAAGCUUCCAAACUCAGCUGGCACCUAGUAAUUAUGAUGCGAGCAAAAAGGUGACCUGGAAUGCUCUGUUUUCACCAAGAUGGCUGCCAGUCAGCCUGAGGCCUUCUUACUCUUAUUCAAGCUAUGGAGCUGUCCAGGCAUUCAACCCUGAAGAAAGUAGGCCGAGGAUAAUAAUCACUCCAGCUACGAACAGUGUUAGUUUUGCAGGAGUCACUUUUCAGAAAACAAUCCUGGUAAGAGUGAAGAAGGAUGGCAGGUCAUAUGUGAAACACAUAUAUGAUUUUCAUCAAAGUACUGAGGAAACAGGUGACUUUCUCCUCCAGGCUGACUUCCAGAAACAUUCCUCAGAAUACCUGAUUGAUAACUCCCUACACCUUCAUAUUAUCAUUAAGCCAAUUUACCAAUCAUUGAUUAAAGCCAUAAAAUGAAUCAGUUCUCUGCAAUAGUAUGUCCAAGACAUAGAUCAUGUCUAGUGCAUGUAACAAAGUACAAACUCGUCCUACAAGAAGGGAAUUCCAUGUUUUGUGAACUGCUGUCUUAAUGUGCAAAGCUCUAUUUCACACUGAUUACUGACAUUCCAAGUUUUCCAGAUUGAUUUUUUACAUAUUUAACAUUGAUAUAAAAUCCUAGUGGCUCAUUUUUUUUAGCAACUUAUUGGUUCACAAUCAAAUCUGGGACAUAAUUUAUUAUAUAGUGUAACAAGGUGAGGAUGGUUCAAAUGGCUGCAAAUUUUCCCAUCUCUUCAGUUGAACAUGCAAAUAUUUAAAGUUCCUUUUAGCCAGCAGCUAUACAUCUCUCCAACUAAAAUGUAGUUAAUCUGUUUUACUGUAGCAGUAAGGAGCCAAACACAAGGUUUUUUUGAGUGAAAGAAAGAGGAAUUUUAUUACUUGCUUGACCUGAUUAAAAACUAAAAGACAGACAUCAAGAACAUACACAUAGAUACAAAGCUAAAGGAAGGAGUUCAGUACAAAAAAACAUACAAUUUUAAAGUCCUUACGAUGUCCUUGUACUAUGAGGUUUUAACCUGAGACCAUAGUUAAUUAGUAGUAAUUCUGGAAUAACAACAGUAGUGGAUAUUGCAAUUACCUUUAAGGUCACUAUAUAGAGAUGUUUCUCUCCAAUUUGUGUUUUCACUGAGCAUUUUCCCUCCUGAGAAACAAGAGACAACUUCUCAAAUUUCAGUUCUGCAGUCAUAACUCCAUUUUCACUGCUCUGGCAAAAGCAGUUCCUUGGAUUACAAACCUGUUUUGUAUAUUUUCUCCGUCAAAAGUAUCCUUCUUUAGGUUUGCUAAUUGUGAGUAAGGAUCCAUCUCCAAUAUGUAAAAAUGCCAUUAAAAAAUGUAAGUCAAAAUAGGAGGAGACAUAGGCCUUUUCAAACUGACUUGAUCAACUGGUUUCAUGCCUUUUGAUGAAAUGCUAAUUUUGUUUCAAAUUGUCUAUGUUUAUUUCACCUUGUUUUCAUGAAGCUUGACCGAGCUGUGGUCAGGUGAUUACUGUGGUCAUUUUAAGUCAGUGUUUUUCCCUUUUUAAAACCAUUUCAGUUCAUGAAAGUCCCAAGCAUUAAAAUGAGAUGAUGGAAUUCAGAAGUCAAUGCUCCACAUUUUACCAUCAU
Molecule: messenger RNA, 2979 nt
Organism: Rhincodon typus (whale shark)
Lineage: Eukaryota; Metazoa; Chordata; Chondrichthyes; Orectolobiformes; Rhincodontidae
Gene: btbd17b
Product: BTB (POZ) domain containing 17b
Exons: 4
Coding region: 62-1795 (577 amino acids)
Molecular function (GO): protein binding
Source: RefSeq, a predicted model, not a curated record